UGGUACUGGAGUGUCUUCCAGUCAGAGGAAAUGAGUUGUUGUUUUCUCGUCCUGUGGUUCAGCUGAAUUACAGUUGCAGUCAACAGUCAGCAUGUAUUCUGGAUCGGACAGUGAAACCGACGACAAUGAGUACCCAUUGUUGCACAGCAGGUCGUUUGCUAAAGUUAAUAAAGCACCAGCAUGCUGCUCAGCUCGCUACGGUCUGGCCACACUGUCUUUUUUUGGAUUCUUCAUGGUGUACGCAUUGCGCGUGAACCUGAGUGUUGCCCUGGUGGAGAUGGUGAAGACCAAAGUGAGCAGCAAUUCAAGUUCCUCCGUGUGCCCACAUUCAGAUUCCCCUGGUGUGCAGCACAACACGACUGCCAGUGUGUAUAACUGGGAUUCGGACACUCAAGGUUGGAUCCUCGGCUCUUUCUUCUAUGGAUACCUAUUCACUCAGAUUCCUGGUGCAUAUCUGGCCAGAAAGUUUGGAGGAAAGUGGUUCCUAGGUCUCGGGAUUCUGGGGACAGCAACACUGACACUGCUUACACCAGUUGCUGCAGAACUGGGACCUGGAUACGUCAUUGGAAUUCGAGUUUUGAUAGGCAUUGGAGAGGGAGUAACAUUUCCUGCCAUGCAUACAAUGUGGUCCGCAUGGGCCCCUCCAAUGGAACGCAGUAAGCUGCUUUCUAUUUCAUAUGCAGGUGCACAACUGGGUACGGUAGUUGCUCUCCCGGCAUCUGGUUUAAUUUGCUUUUAUAUGGACUGGACGUAUGUGUUCUACAUAUUCGGUGCAGUUGGAGUGGGGUGGUUCAUUCUGUGGGCAUUUCUAGUUAGCGACACGCCAGAAACCCACAGAAAUAUAUCUAUUCAAGAAAAGGAGUACAUAGUGUCGUCUUUGAAAGAUCAGCUAAAUUCUUCAAACAAAAACAUUCCCUGGGGGUCUAUGCUGAAAUCUUUUCCAGUUUGGGCUAUUGUGGUGGCCCAUUUUUCAUACAAUUGGACUUUUUACACUUUGCUUACCUUAUUACCCACCUUUAUGGACACCGUUCUAGGAUUCAACAUACAACAGAAUGGCUUUUUGUCUGCACUGCCGUAUUUGGGCUGUUGGAUGGUGAUGCUCUUAGGUGGUCAGAUAGCGGAUUACAUGAGGGAGACUUGGUUGUACAGCACAGUUGCAGUGCGUAAGUUGUGCACAGCAAUAGGAAUGGUUGGUCCUGCUGUGUUUCUGGUAGCUGCAGGCUAUACAGGCUGUAAUUACAGCCUAGCUAUAGCUUUUCUGACCAUCUCCUCUGCACUGGGAGGGUUCUCUAUGUCCGGCUUUAACAUCAAUCACUUGGAUAUCGCCCCAUCUUAUGCUGGAAUUUUACUUGGAAUUACCAACUCUGCUGCUACUAUUCCUGGAAUGGUGGGACCAGUUAUUGCUAAAACCCUAACUCGUUCUAACACUAUUGAAGAAUGGCAAACUGUCUUUUACAUUUCUGCUGCUAUUGAUGUGUUUGGUACUGUGAUAUUCACAAUAUUUGGUAAAGGAGUUGUUCAGGACUGGGCAGUCCCAGGCUUUCACUCUCAUGGAAACUGAGAGUUCUCAGAGCCCUACACUGUAUCUGCAGACUGAUGUAUUUUGUACUUGGCUCAUGAGACCUGGCUGCAAAAUAUGUGUGCUGUAAUUCUGUUGCAGCCUACUGUGUCCUUUCAGGCUGCUUUAUUUUCUUUUUCCAGGUGCAAUUGGCCAGAUGUUGUUUUUCAGUGUACAGCCUAAACAGGUCUGUAUGAGUUCUUAAUUAGUCAAGAAAUUUACAUAUUUUUAAAUAAAGCAAACUAUUUUCCAAAUAUUUAAAUUAUAAAAACAUUUAGAAUAAAGGUAAGGUAGCUUUUGAUUUUUAAAAUCUUUAAAUGAUUGUGUACCAAGUAAUUUUUUUGUUGAAGCAAUCUGGUAAAUUUUGAAACUUACUUAGUUCUUAGUUUUGCUAUUGCUUUGUGCUUGCUUAAAGAAACACCCCUCUGUCUGUAAAGGCAUCCUUACAUAAAACUAUAUUAAAAAGAGUAAAUCUAACCUACAGCACAGGAAAUGUCAGAGUAGCAAGAAGCAAUAGCAAUUUAUAAUCCAUUGUUUUUUGUUUUUUUUAUUUAAUAAUGGGCACAAACAAUCAUGGAAAUAAACAAUCAGUGAUCUAAGAUAAAUGGGGCCAGUGAUGAGACUGGUAGUGCCAAUAAGCGGUAAGAAAGUGUAAUAGUAAAGCCUUGGUUAGAACUUUUUUCAGUUGGUUUAGAUCAAGGUUUACAACCAUGUUUGUAUGCAGAAUUUAGGAAUUAAACGGGUCAGUACAACUGUUUUGUAUCUAAACAAUAAGAACAGUGAACAUUAAUACAGCACCUUCUAUGCCAAAUACACCAUGUUAAUGAAAUGAAUGACUGUGACCGAAAUAAACCACAGGGUCUCCAGCGUGUCAGAGAUCUUCCUUUAUUCUCUGUGUGGGAUUAAAUCCAAUUUAGUUUAAAUGAAUACAGAAAAAAAGCACAUGGUUGUAUGAAUUAGAGGUAAAUAUAUACAUAAGAAUAGGAGAAUAUAUAAAUACAGCUUUGAAUUAAAAAUAAAUACAUGUAUGUUUCUAAAUUGAUUUAAUCUGUGCCUUUUCUCUGAGUUCCACAAGUUAAAACAAAUGUAGCUAAAGCCUUGGAAACUUUUGGUUUAAAAAACAAACAAACAAAAAACACAUAUCAUUAAAAAAUAAACACCCAAAGUUGAAGGCAUUACAAAAGGGGUCUUCAAGCCUUGCACAAACAGACCAUAUGUCUAUAGUCAACUAGAAAGUGUUGAACAAUCAAGUUGACUUGUGUUUACAUUUGCUAUUGAUAGAAUAAGGGGAUGAAGCUCUUAUUCUUUGUAAAUGAAUGCCGUCCAGUCUGUCUAGACCUGGUCUUUUAUUACCAGGUUAUAUAUUGUAUGUUCAUGAAGGUCCAUUGUAUUGGGCACUGCAGAUACCUGGUCAUUCUAUAAUUACAGCUGAUAUUUUAAUACAGGUUUCACUGCAUUGGUUUGAUAUAUUCUGGCAAAAAUGUGUGAUACUGCAAAAAACACACGGUUGUAUGAAUUACAGGAAAAAUAUACACAAGAAUAGGAGAUGGGGGGGGUCUUUGUUUGCCAAGCCCAUCUCUAUUUUUUUUUUUUUUCGUGUCAAUGUCUCUUCUGUAUGUUAUGGUUGUAAUUUAAUUAUGGGAAGUAUUUAUAUGUGCUUUGUAACCUGCAAAAAUAAAUGUGGUUUAAUAAUUGUGA
Molecule: messenger RNA, 3256 nt
Organism: Polyodon spathula (Mississippi paddlefish)
Lineage: Eukaryota; Metazoa; Chordata; Actinopteri; Acipenseriformes; Polyodontidae
Gene: slc17a5
Product: solute carrier family 17 member 5
Exons: 11
Coding region: 92-1561 (489 amino acids)
Biological process (GO): transmembrane transport; monoatomic anion transport
Molecular function (GO): transmembrane transporter activity
Source: RefSeq, a predicted model, not a curated record